UAGAUAUAUUGCAAUCCCACUUCAAAGCUCUCUCUUUCUCUGCCUUAACCUAAGCAGAGAUCAAUUAAUUCUUAGGAGUAUCAAAAGAGAGAGUAGGAAGAGAUGGUUUCUAGGGAGCAACAUAGAUCAGCAGCACUGUAUGAGAAGCUGCAACUACUUCGCUCCGUUACUAAUUCUCGUGCAGUUAAUGAUACUUCAAUUAUAAUCGACGCGUCGAAUUACAUAAAAGAAUUGAAAGGAAAAGUUGAAAGACUCAAUCAAGAUAUUGCAAGCUCACAGAACUCAACUGGUCGUGCCAAAAAUCAUCAUCAACAAUUGCCUGUGGUACAUACCACAUCCCAGUCCAUGGUGACUGUUGAAACUCUAGAGAACAAGGGUUUUCUAGUGAAUAUGUUAUCACAAACGAGUUGUCCAGGUUUGCUUGUAUUCGUGUUACAAGCCUUCGAAGAUUUGGGACUAAAUGUUCUUGAGGCCAGGGCUUCAUGUAAAGAUACUUUUCGUCUAGAAGCCGUUGGAGGAGAUAAUGUCCAAGCAGUUGAAAACAUAGAUGCAGAAGUCGUGAAACAAGCAGUGUUCCAAGCUAUCAGGAAUUGGAUCAGUACUAGUACUUAAAAACUUAAAAAGUCUAGUUUGAGCCGUUUGAGGAUGUGCAAGUUAAAUGGAUCGACGGAGUGUCACCUUCAUCGUUGUUGUCGUUAUGAUCUUCUCUGAUAUCUUCAUUGAAAUAUUCAUCAUGUAUUGCGUACCUUCUCAUUUCCCCUUAAAAUGUAUUAGGCUGAUCAAAAGGGUUAUUGCCUAUGUUUAAUGAUGAGAAGCACUUUUAAAAUUAUGUCUUAUGAUAAAAAGCUUUAUUCGGUUGGA
Papaver somniferum (opium poppy) is the source of this 861-nucleotide messenger RNA. RefSeq lists its product as uncharacterized. The coding region runs from base 103 to 612 and encodes 169 amino acids. Gene Ontology annotation, molecular function: DNA-binding transcription factor activity; sequence-specific DNA binding. Lineage: Eukaryota; Viridiplantae; Streptophyta; Magnoliopsida; Ranunculales; Papaveraceae. Gene Ontology annotation, cellular component: nucleus. Gene Ontology annotation, biological process: regulation of DNA-templated transcription. The transcript is spliced from 4 exons. The record is from RefSeq and is a predicted model, not a curated record.